AUGGAUCGUCUGAAGAAGAUUUUUUCAGCAGAAGAUGUUUUGUCCGAAAUUACUGGAAGCUACGAUGAUGAGCUUGAUGAAAGUGAAGACAGCGAUGGAGAUAUGCUCGAGGAAUGCGAAGACGAUCAUAUUAUAACUCAACGAGAACCGACCACAGAAAGGGAGACAGAAAAAGAGUGGCAGAAAAACCCAGUCCUUGCCGGUGUCGUGAGCAAUCCAGUCCCCCCGAGCAAUUCUGCCCCCCUAGGACCCCAAUUGACAAUUGUAAAAAACACAAAUGCCCAUGGAGCGAGUAUGCAUAGAGGACAAAAAACGUGGCAGGAUAUUUCUUUGGACGAUCUAUAUUCAUAUCUGGCACUUGUAAUAUUCAUGGGUGUGGUGAAACUCCCAGCACUGACUGAUUACUGGCGGAGAUGUGACACUUUUGGGAAACCCUUUCCUGCUAAAGUCAUGUCUGCUAGGAAAUUUUAUUCAAUCUCUGCUGCACUGCAUCUCAGUGAUCCAAAGGUGGAUGCUGACAACAACAGAAAAAAAGGAACACCUGGCUAUGACCGUCUCUGCAAGAUAAAGCCAAUGUAUCUGGAAAUGAGAGAUGCAUGUAAGAACUUUUUCCAUCCGUUUCAAAACAUUGCUAUUGAUGAGAGGAUGGUGGCAACAAAAGCGAGGAAUGGACUAAAACAGUACAUGAAGGGAAAACCAACAAAAUGGGGAUAUAAACUCUUUGUACUUGCAGACUCACAGUGUGCAUACACAUGGGACUUUUUUAUAUAUGAGGGUAAAUCACCUGCAGCACACAUCCCACAGAACAAUGGACUUAGUUAUGAUACUGUCAUGUCACUGGUUGAUGAGAAGAUGUUAGGAACAGGCUACAAAUUGUUUGUUGAUAACUUCUACACCAGUCCAACACUGUUUCGAGCUCUCCGUGACAAAAAUAUCUGGGCUUGUGGGACUAUUCGGUCAAACCGGGUGGGCUACCCUAAAACCACAAUAAACAAGCUUCCCAAGAAAGCUCCUCGUGGCACUCAUCGUUGGUUGAGAGAAGGAAACUUGCUGUUUGUGGAAUGGAAGGACACGAGAGAGGUACAGAUGUGCUCCACCAUUCACAGAGGGACAGGAGGAGGUGGUGUUGUAAAAAGGAAAGUGAAAGGAGGAAAUGGACAGUGGCAAUCUUUGGAUAUACCCGUUCCAGACUGUGUUGCAGAAUAUAACAGGUCCAUGGGCGGAGUUGAUGUCUCGGAUGCACUCAUUGGCUACUACACAGUGUCACACAAAACAAGAAAGUGGUAUCGUACCUUUUUCUACCACUUUGUGGACAUUGCUAUUGUAAACGCUUUCAUCAUCCACCGUCAGAUGGCCUGUAUGAGGAAUCAGAAGUCACUGGCACAGAAAGAAUUCAGAGAGCAGCUUGUAAAAGAACUUUUUGCAUUGGUGUACGGUACGGUUCCUUCACCUCGUACAUCCACCAGUAAUGAGACUCGUCACUUACCAGGGAACUUUGCUUCUAGCAGCACUAAAGGGAGGCGUCAAUGCAAACCAAUUGGUAACCGCUGUGUUAUUUUUCCACACCUGUGCCUCAUCAGGCUGCAUUUGUCCCUAGAAAACUACAGGAAGUUCCGGUGUUUCAGCACGUACCUAGAAGAGGAAGGAAAAGUCCAGUCUUGUAUAACACUUGCCUUUGCUUACAAUACGUACCUAGAAAAGAAAGGAAAAGUCCAGUCGUGUGUAACACUUACCUUCGCUUGCAGCACGAACCUAGAAGAGGAGAAAAGUCCAGUCCUGUGUAACACUCACCUUGCUCGCAGCACGAACCUAGGAGAGGAAGAAAAUGUCCAGUCUCGAGAGAAGGGUAGCGCGCCACGGGUUCAAGAGAGCAAACCUCAAGGGCUCGGUGCCCCUGCCCCUGUGGGAGCCCCGCCUGGAGGCAUGAAGAAACUACUGUUUUAA
Messenger RNA from Paramisgurnus dabryanus, 1944 nucleotides. The record is from RefSeq and is a predicted model, not a curated record. NCBI's taxonomy places the organism in Eukaryota, Metazoa, Chordata, Actinopteri, Cypriniformes, Cobitidae.